GUUGAAAUGAUUCACUCGUGAUUCAGACCUAUUACUAGUUGGACGUUUUACUAAACAAGUUAUAGAAUAAGUUAAUUUUUAGCCCAAUGCUAGCGACCGCAAGUGUACAGAUUCGUAUGAGCGGUCUGACUUCCUAUAGCUGUACUUCACCUGGUAACUGUCUCAAUCCCAGCACCCAGGUCUGCUCCGAUAAAACAGCCAAUGAGACCAGCGGCUGGUUGAACACCAUUCACAAAUUUGUAUCCGUCGUAGAAAGUAGUCGUAUCGAUGAUAUUUUAAGUUUUCAAAAAAUAUCAAUAUAAUAUUUGAUAUGCAAUUUUCAA
Messenger RNA from Drosophila mojavensis, 323 nucleotides. RefSeq lists its product as uncharacterized. The record is from RefSeq and is a predicted model, not a curated record. Bases 87 to 302 code for a protein of 71 amino acids. NCBI's taxonomy places the organism in Eukaryota, Metazoa, Arthropoda, Insecta, Diptera, Drosophilidae. The transcript has 2 exons.